Messenger RNA from Seminavis robusta, 3854 nucleotides. Lineage: Eukaryota; Bacillariophyta; Bacillariophyceae; Naviculales; Naviculaceae. The record is from the annotation of a GenBank genome assembly.
AAAGGGAAAAAGCACAAGGAGAAGAUGGACAAUGACGAGAAGGAGCAGGUAGAACUGGCACUGCGCGGGUUCCGCAAUGCUGUAGAGUGCUUUUGUCGCCGCAACCAUGCCGACGGUGCUAGUAGUAAGCUAGUCCAUCCCUUACUGGACCACACAGAGUUUUUGGUGCGGCAAUUGACCCGAAAGCGUCGAUCACUCGAACAUGGAUUGACGUUUCUGCAAACGACCCUGUGGCCGCAGGAAAUCUUACAUCGCUUUCUUUCAUCGGAUCACCGCACGCGGGUGGCAUUGCUCACACACUUUCUCAAUCAGUGCCUGCGGUUGCACGAUGGAAUCCUGUUGCUAGUCAGUGGCGAGUGUCGUCAUGCCGCUGACAUUCGGAGAGCCAAGCGGAGUAAAUUCCAAUCCAAACUCAAAUCACAAGAACUCCGUCCCGAUGGAUACACCAAACUGUUCAAUGCUCCAGGAGGAUACACAGGCUAUGGCUGGGAUGAAUUCCUCGACCAACAAGUGGGGGUUCGACAACGAUUGUUGCAGACACUCCAGAAAAUUUCCAUCAACAAGAAGAAAAAGACAAGAAAAUCAUUGGACCAAAUUUGGGAUGCCCUCAUGGCCCAGGGAGGAGAGGCAUUGGAGGCACUCUUGGACACUCAUGAGUCUAAAAUGAAAUUAAUUCAACAAGGAUUCACUGCGCUCAGGGAUUCUGUGGUGCGAGAUCUCAAGAAAACCGCCAAAAUCCAAAAUAAUGUCAAGGUGGCAUUUGUGCUCUAUGACAAAAUGGAAAAAUUGACUUACGGAACCAUUGAAAUUAGCCGAAAAGGAGAUCAAUUUCAAGUCAACGAUCCACAGGGAGCAUUGCCCAGUGGAUACACGGUUCAGGAUUGGAGCAAAGUGAUGGCGCUUCCUAAAUCAGUUGUUCAAUCAAAAAGCUCGGGCAAGGAGACCAAAAAUAGCAAGAAGACUUAUGCCGGAAACAAGCGGCGUCGAGUCAUUGCGGAAGAGAGCAGUGACGAGGAAGGGGACAAAAAGAAGUCCUCUUCGGCCAAGUCUGCUCCUGCCAAAGGGAAGCAACAAAAUCAAAAGACAGCAAGCUGCGCACCUAAAAGUCCCAUUGUGGCAAAAGCAACCGGCCUCAAUGUCAAGAUUGCCAAGCCAAUAGAAACUAGUGGGAAAGGCAAUUCACCACCUGGCACAUCUUUGGCCCAAAUCAAAGUACAAAUGGGGGCUGAUAUCCAAGCCCUAGAGGCGGCCCGAGAAGAGGUGGAAAAGGAAGAGGCAGUGGCAUCAAAAGCUGCCAGGGCCGAUGAAGUGGAAGCCAAUGCCACCAGUAUCCAGGAAGGGGAAGCCUUUAUUCGAAAACAACGGGCAGUCCUCAAGAGGGUCCUCAGAAACCAAAGUGAGAAGCGAGACAUCAAGGAAAUAUGGGACACGAGAGAGGUGUUGCGAGAACAGUUGAUGACUGUAGGCAAUCAAAUCCUAUGGGACUGGCAGCCAACGGAGAAUGACAAGAUUCCAGCCCAUCACCGAGAUCGACAAUCCGCACUGCUGGUGGCCCUCAAAUACUUUCAAGAGGCCAAAGAAGUGACCGAGGAACAGGACAAGCUUAGGAGAACCCUUCGAGCUCAGGGCAAGUACACAACAGCCGAAGCUUGUUUCUUUUCACGAAAUCUCUUGUUCCUGUUGGGAAACGCACAUGCCAACAUUGGAAUCACGUGCAUUGAACUUGCCAAUGAGACAAAACGACACACCCAGUUCAAGACCGUGGAAGCAAAGCAGUACCUGCGAGAUGCGGCCGAGAAUCUAGGGACUGCUCAGGCAUUUGCCGAGUCGCUGAGAUCAAGAGCAUCCACGGACCAGAAAAACUGGGGCUCCAAUCUCCUAGAAACUGCCAUGGACGCUGUGCGAGCCGAUCAGCUGGAAACCUUGGCGAUGCGGUGGUUGGGGACAGCUUUGUGGUACCAAGGAACUAAGAAGGAGGCAUGGAAACAAAUCAAAGCCGGGGCUGCCUUGUUUUCUGAGACGUCACGAAAACUUGAAUCUGAGGCGGGCAUCGACACGGGCAUACACAGGGUUCUUUGCGAGCUUGGUAGCAAGUGCUAUGAUGUCUGCAUUGCUAUCGCUGAUCUAGCAUCCGCAGAUAUGGAACGUAUGCCUCUAACAUCAGGUUCGGUGCAAGAUGGAGAAAAGCUGCUCUCCUACGUGAAGGGGAGCCUCAUGAAAGCCUCGGAGGUGAUCGAUACAAUCUACAACUUUUUCAUUUUGAUUCCAAGCGAAGAGUUGACAUUUGAUGAGUUUCUAACGGAGAAUGAAAUGAUGGGAGAACAGGCAAUCCAGUUGCACUUGAAGACGGUUGAAGAAUGGUGGGAGCGCAGUAGGAAGAUUGCGACCCGCCCCAUUGCGGUCGACUCAAUAGCGAUGGAGAAGCGUCCUUUCCCUUUGCCUCGAAGCGAGGUGGAGCCAAUGGGCCUGGAGAACAUGCCAACGAGGCGAUUCACGAUGGACGAAGGAGCCAAUCAUCGGCGUCACAAGAAGAAGCGACGCGGUGCCAAUCCGAUGUAUCACAAGCACAGUGGAGAGCUCCUCUCCGCGGUGUCGGACGGAUUUGGUGCAGCUGAUGACAAGCAACAAGAGCCCCCCAAACGAUAUCGUCCUUGGGGUGAUGAGUUGCUGCCUCAGCUUGUGAAUGAGGCCACUGGUCGAUCCACACCAAAGAUUGAAUACCCCUCUGUUGCACCACCAAUGCCAGCGCAUAUCUUGGCCAUGCUUCAAGCGGCCUAAGUACGAUGGCUGCCUAUCGUUCAAGUGUUGGUGUAGCAAGUCUAGUAUUCUUUAUUAUCUGCAUAGAAAACAGUAGCGUGUGCCCUGUCUCUAGCUAACUUAGGCUUGGUGUUCCUUGCUUGCAUCAUAAUCAAACAAUGCAUCGGCAAAGGCAAUCUCAAAGUUCCCGAGGCUUGAAAGGCUAUCGUGAAAGCUGUCUUCCACGCCAGUAAAAUCUUGCUGGGAGUCCUCGGUAUACAGUCUUCGUCGGCUGCACUGCUGCUCCUCUUUGCGUACAAUUAUUGAAGACUUGCUUGAUCGACGAACUCUUCUUGUACUUGCAUUCAUCUCUUUGUGGUAGUGGUGGACCAGAAAAGAUCUCCUUGGUUGUGCCAAAAUGUGUGGUACUGUGGCAGGCUGCUGUGGGGCAUCAGUGGUUGGCUUGCAUCGUUGACUAAUGGGUGGGCUGAUUUCUUGUGGUUCGUUGUCGUGCAUUGCAUCGUCGUCCGAGGGCGGUUGUUUGAAGCCAUCACAAGCAGGGACUUCAUGGUAGACGAAUGGAGUGAGAGUGGCAACUGUCAUGUUGGUGGCUUUCAAUAAUUUAUGAGUUUAUUUGAUGUUGUUGCUAUUAUUGUUGUUGUGGGAGAUUGGAAUUGUGCGCUUUGAAAUGGUCCAAGAAGAUGGCCAUUUAGUUUUGCGAAGUCUUUCUAGGAUGCAUGAUGUACCAGUACAAGCUAGUAGGCUGUUGUUGUUGCAAUGACCUAUCAUAGAAGUUCACUAGACAACUAAAUCCGGGGCCUACACCGUCCUUGACCAGUCUAGAUAGGAUCGUGUGCUCGUAAUCUUGGGCACCCACCAAGCGGUGCGUUAGCAACCCAGCAAAAGCAUGGUAAUAAGAAGCAGUGAGCCAACUUUGAAUUUGUGAGAAGAGAUGGUUCGGUCAUUCUGACGUGGUAAAAGGUUGAUUGUGUGGCUUUGUGUUCCAAAUGUUAAAUCCUAUUAUGUCCUUAAUUAAUGUGCUCCCAACUCCCGACAGUCCCAGUCACAUUUAAAUUUCCAGAGUUUCCAGCCAAAGCACCAGCAAGAAGCGCGGGGAA